Messenger RNA from Fusarium odoratissimum NRRL 54006, 675 nucleotides. RefSeq names its product glutathione S-transferase. The record is from RefSeq and is a predicted model, not a curated record. The transcript has a single exon. Lineage: Eukaryota; Fungi; Ascomycota; Sordariomycetes; Hypocreales; Nectriaceae. The coding region runs from base 1 to 675 and encodes 224 amino acids.
AUGUCUUCCCAGUUGAAGCCACUUGUUCUCUGGGGCGGCGUCGACGGCCCUAAUCCACCAAAGGUUGCUAUAGUUCUUGAAGAACUUCAGAUUCCGUGGGAACCAAAAUAUCUCCCCCUUUCCGAAGUCAAGAAGCCCGAGUAUGUGGCCAUAAAUCCGAAUGGCCGGCUUCCUGCUCUUGAGGACCCCAACACUGGUAUUACAGUCUGGGAAUCAGGCGCCAUCCUUGAGUACCUAGUUAUGGAGUACGACAAGGAACAACAGCUGAGCUUUCCACUUGCCACUGCCGAAUUCUACCAUUGCCAACAAUGGCUUAUGUUUCAAGUGUCGGGCCAGGGCCCCUACUAUGGCCAGGUGUACUUUUUUAAGCAUUAUCAUUCAGAAAAGGUGGAAAGCGUCAUUGAUAGGUUCGCCAAGGAGGUCCGUCGGGUCUCGGCCGUCCUGGAUACACACUUGGCCAACCACGAGUAUUUGGUAGGCGAAAAGUUCACCUAUGCAGAUGUUGCCUGGAUUCCAUGGCAGGUCGUGGCUGGGUCUUUGGUUGGGGAAGAGUUGGAUCUUGCCAAGGAAUUCCCUAAUCUUCAGGCUUGGCUUGAUAGGCUGACCAGUCGACCUGCUGUGAAGAAGGUCCUGGCUGAGAGGGCAGAGCGGAUGGCAAACCGAGGUGCUGCGUAA